AUGGCAACUGAUGUUGCCGUUUAUGGCACAAGCAUGGUUGCUAGGGUGUUGCAUCUUUUCUACAGAUUGGUUGUCCAGCCAAAUGCAUCUAGGGCUCACAUGUUUGCGGAAGAAUUCCUAGCAUGUGGUGGCAUAGAAACUCUUCUUGUUCUGCUCCAGAGGGAAGCUAAAGCUGGAGAUAGUAAUGUCCUGGAUUCAUGGUCAACAAAUCCUGAACUUCAAAGAACUGAGAUUAGUGGUGGUAAUGAAAUGACAAAAGGAAGUCAAGAGGGGGAAGGGUCACGGGAGAAAAGUGAAGCCAUCUUACAAGACAAUGACCAAGGUUCUCUAUCUGUUGAUAGUGGCAGUAGCCAUGAUCCUAUUUCUCCUGUAUUUGCUUCUGAAAUUCCUUCUGUCAAGAAUUUGGGAGGCAUAAGUCUAUCCAUUAGUGCAGACAGUGCUAGAAAAAAUGUUUACAAUGUUGAUAAAAGUGAUGGCAUUGUUGUUGGGAUCAUAGGUCUCUUAGGUGCUUUAGUAGCUUCAGGACAUCUGAGAAUUGGUUCCCGAGCCGGUCCUGAUACAACAAGCAACCUUUUGGGUGUUGGACUCCAUGACAAAGGUGGUACUAUGUUUGAAGACAAAGUCUCUCUUCUACUUUAUGCUUUACAAAAGGCUUUUCAAGCAGCACCCAACAGGCUAAUGACUAACAAUGUUUACACAUCUUUGUUGGCUGCGUCGGAAUCCACUCUCCCAAAUCGUUUGUUCGACACCAUGUUAUCUGUGAAUCAGCUUGGAUUAACUAAAGCUGAGAAUGAACUUCAGAAUUGCAGUGCCUUCUUUAUGGUUUGUGUCUUUUAUGUAUUGCGCUUAGAGUAUUUUGGUACUUGUGACCUGGUUCUUGUAUUACUUAUGGAUGAUAUUCGCCUUCUUUGUACUUCAAAUUCCCCCAAAGAUUCUUACAUACAGUUGUGCUCCUCUGAUAGAAUUGUUAUAGGAAUACCAUUGAUGCUGCUUGGUAUGCUCCCUCAUCUAACAAAUGUGGCCACUACACCUUUUGUGGAAUCUCCUCAACUUGUUGAUCAAUCACAAGCCACCUUGCUACUUUCUCCCUUUGACAUAUCAUCUGUUGUCCCUCUUGUUAUUCCUGCUCUUGUUCCACUUUCAUCUUUUUCUCAAAAUGACCUAGUGGUGCAUCAAGAUCAUGCGGAGCUACCAACCAUAAAAGGAAACUUACCAGUUGAUGGGAGAAGGAGAUUUGCUAAUAUUAGUAUUAAUGCCUCUUCUUCCGAGGAUGGGCUAAACUUUUAUGAUUCUGGUCAUCGCUUUGAGCAUUCACAACUUUUGUUAGUGCUUUUGCAUUCCCUUCCAUUUGCACCUAGGCCACUACAGAGCAGAGCACUACAGGAUCUUCUAUUUUUGGCUUGCAGUCAUCCUGAAAAUAGAAGCAGUCUGACAAGCAUGGAAGAAUGGCCUGAGUGGAUUCUGGAAAUCCUGAUCUCAAACUAUGAGGUGGGUCCUAGCAAAUUAUCUGAUUCAACAACCAUUGGAGAUGGAGACAUAGAAGACCUUAUACAUAAUUUCCUUAGUAUCAUGCUAGAGCACUCAAUGCGCCAAAAGGAUGGAUGGAAGGCUUAUUGUGGUUUUUUGAUAUACAAAAGACUGCUUACUGUGCUCAGUGUUGCCCAUUGUGUCCAGGAUAUUGAAGCGACAAUUCAUUGUGCAGAAUGGCUUUCUAUUGUUGGUGGAUCUAGCACAGGAGAACAACGACUAAGGUUUGGUUCCAUUUCUUCUUCUUCUUUUUUCGAUGCUGUCUGGAAUUGUUUCCUAGCUAAUCAGUUUACUGUCUUUUAUAAAGAGAUCUUGCAUGGAAGGGCUUUGCACUCGCUCAAGGAUCUAAGACUAAUGCUUCUCACUAAUAGCAUGCUACUUGUUUAUUCGAUUGCUACUGAUUCUAGAAAAAGGAUUCAUUUUGCAGCUGAGUCAAUAGGAACUGUGCCCGUUGGGGGAAGCAACUAUGUUGAUAGUAAGAUAUUAAAUGUACUGGUUAGCUUGAAGUGCACCCAACUCAGUUCUACCACUACUGUUGCCACCACCAGAGCAUUUGUCGGAGCAGUCGCCGUAGUCGCCACUGGAGCAGUCGUCAAAGCUUUCGUCAUUUUUGGAAUUUUCAUCAUUGUCGGAGUUGUCGUUGGAGCUGUUGUUGUCGGAUCAGCAGUUUUUGGAGUCAGUGGAAGCAUGAAGUUGUCUAUACCCUUAACUCUAGCAAUUCAUCUACGCCUUCUCUUGUUGACAGUAGUUGAGCAGGUCUAUCUUAGGCAUGCCUUGAUACGCGAAGAAUCAUUACCUAUUUUUAAGAGGAGACUCUUGGGAGGCUUGCUGGAUUUUUCUGCUAGAGAGUUGCAGGUUCAGACUCAAAUUAUUGCUGCGGCUGCUGCUGGUGUUGCGGCUGGGGGUUUGUCGCCAAGGGAAGCUAAGGCUGAAGCUGAUAAUGCUGCCCAAUUGUCCGUGGCUUUAGUAGAGAAUGCCAUUGUGACACUGAUGCUUGUUGAAGAUCAUUUACGGCUACAGAGUAAACAAUCCUCUUCUACACGUUCUGCAGAUACUUCACCAUCUCCCCUUUCUGCUGAGUAUCCAGUCAAUAAUCUCCCAAAUUCAUUGUCUACUAUUAAAGAAUCAACAGAAGCUAGUGACUCCGGGGGAGUCCCUCAAGAUGUCAUUUCUUCAAUGGCAGAUGGAAGUGGUCAAAUCCCUUCACCAGUGAUGGAAAAAGUUGCUGCAGCUGCAGCAGCUGAGCCCUAUAAAUCUGUUUCUUGUGCCUUUGUGUCAUAUGGGUCCUGUGCUAAGGAUUUAGCAGAUGGCUGGAAAUACAGGAGUCGUUUGUGGUAUGGUGUUGACCUUUCUCCUAUUCCAGGUCCGUUUGGUGGUGGUGGGAGUGGCUGGGAUUAUUGGAAGUCUGCUCUGGAGAAAGAUGAAAAUGGAAACUGGAUUGAGCUUCCUUUGGUGAAAAAGUCUGUGGCAAUGCUCCAAGCUUUAUUGCUGGAUGAGUCUGGGCUUGGUGGUGGUCUUGGUAUAGGUGGAGGGUCUGGCACAGGAAUGGGAGGGAUGGCUGCAUUGUACCAGCUACUAGACAGUGACCAGCCAUUUUUGUGCAUGCUUCGUAUGGUUCUUCUAUCAAUGAGAGAAGAUGAUGAUGGUGAAGAUCGUAUGCUAAUGAGAAAUACUAGUUUUGAGGAUUCAGUAUCUGAGGGAAGAAAACCACGGUCGGCACUUUUGUGGAGUGUUCUCUCACCUGUUCUCAACAUGCCAAUUUCUGAUUCUAAGAGGCAAAGAGUUUUGGUAGCAUGUUGCGUGCUUUAUUCUGAGGUAUACCAUGCUGUUAGCAGAGAUCAAAAGCCUCUUCGUAAACAGUACCUUGAAGCUAUUUUACCUCCAUUCGUUGGUGUAUUAAGGAGGUGGCGCCCCAUUUUAGCUGCCAUUCAUGAGCUUGCUACUGCUGAUGGCUUGAAUCCUCUUAUUGCAGAUGAUCGUGCAUUAGCGGCUGAUUCCUUGCCAAUUGAGGCCGCCCUUGCUAUGAUAUCUCCAGCCUGGGCUGCUGCUUUCGCAUCUCCACCUGCUUCAAUGGCAUUGGCUAUGGUUGCGGCUGGUACUUCAGGUGGUGAAAGCCAUGCUCCUACAGCAACUUCCCAUCUUAGGCGUGAUACUUCAUUGAUGGAACGAAAACACACUAAACUACAUACAUUUUCAAGCUUUCAAAAACCUUUGGAAGCCACAAAUAAAACAUCACCCCUUCCAAAGGACAAAGCUGCUGCAAAAGCUGCUGCUUUGGCAGCUGCUCGUGAUAUCGAGAGAUUUGCAAAAAUUGGUUCUGGAAGAGGUCUUAGUGCUGUUGCAAUGGCCACUGCUGCACAGCGAAGGAAUGCUAGUGAUAUGGAGCGGGUUAAGAGAUGGAAUAUUUCUGAAGCAAUGGGAGUUGCCUGGACAGAAUGUAUGCACCCUGUUGCUACAAAGUCGGUGUAUGGGAAAGACUUUAAUGCCUUUUCAUAUAAAUACAUUGCCGUUCUUGUUGCCAGUUUUGCACUAGCAAGGAAUAUGCAACGGUCUGAGAUUGACAGGCGUGCUUAUGUAGAUGUUAUUGGUCGGCAUAGAAUCAGUACUGGAGUCCGUGCAUGGCGCAAACUUAUUCACCAGUUAAUAGAAAUGAAAAGUCUUUUUGGACCUUUUGCAGAUCAUUUAUACAGUCCACCUUGUGUUUUCUGGAAGCUAGAUUUAAUGGAAAGCUCUUCAAGGAUGAGAAGAUGUUUGAGGAGGAACUAUCAUGGCUCUGAUCAUUUAGGUUCUGCAGCAAAUUAUGAUGAUUAUGUUCGGGAGAAAAAUGACCAGCACACUCCAAUUUUGUCAGCAGAAGCAAUCUCAUUGGAGACAGUCAAUGAAGAUGAUGAACAGGUGGAAAUAGACAAUCUGAAUGCUAGGGUCAGUGAUGAUGAUAAAGGAGACAGUCAGACUGGACUUUCUAAAACGGCUGAUCUAGCUGUUGAGUCAGCUUUAGAGUCUGUUGCUACUCAACAUGCAAUUGACGAAGAGCUUGUCCGGAGUUCUUCAGCCAUUGCACCUGGGUAUGUACCUAGUGAGCUUGAUGAAAGAAUUAUUCUGGAGUUACCAUCAUCAAUGGUCCGACCACUAAAGGUCAUACGGGGAACCUUUCAACAACAACCCUCUCUAGAUGAGGUUGACUACAUGGAUCACAUGAUACCAGCGGACUUGGAAGAUUUAGCACGUGAGGCAAAGAUGGAAGGAGAAGCUUGA
This is a messenger RNA of Sphenostylis stenocarpa, 4782 nucleotides long. The record is from the annotation of a GenBank genome assembly. Lineage: Eukaryota; Viridiplantae; Streptophyta; Magnoliopsida; Fabales; Fabaceae.